Molecule: messenger RNA, 4943 nt
Organism: Manduca sexta (tobacco hornworm)
Lineage: Eukaryota; Metazoa; Arthropoda; Insecta; Lepidoptera; Sphingidae
Product: leucine-rich repeat flightless-interacting protein 2
Biological process (GO): regulation of DNA-templated transcription
Source: RefSeq, a predicted model, not a curated record
UGAUUGCGGUCGUCGCGCCGGUCGGCAGCGGCAGCGAGCAGUCGCAUCGAGCCGCCGCUGCCACCGCACGCGUACCAAGCGGCCACUCCACGUCCGAUACAUUACCAAACAUCGCGAACUUUACGCGCUAUCCCAACAAUACUAUUGUUCUCAUCUGUUUGUAAAUAAACAAUUCACGGUAUCAAAACGGUCAAUACACAAACCAGUUUCAUUACUUAUACUAAAACAAAAGAAUGUUGGUCAAGGAACGCGCUUUUAUUAAGUGGAAAAUGUCGAUAAGAUAAGUUUUAGCGGUAUAAUAAAUAUUAUCGCCGCUUUAUCGAGUGCAGUGAGAAGAACGCGACGCAGUGCAAAAAUUACGACCUUCCUUUCUAUUCAGCAGUGCAAUCCUUCAAAUCGUGCGUAUUGUUGGCGCAGAUGAGGCGUGUCGCGAAUUGUGCGAGGUUUUUUCAUUUCCAAUUGUGAGUGCAAUCAUGGGGCAACGUUCUGAAGUGGCCACGCCUGACAACAGUGAUGAAGAGAGCGGAGACGCGUUCACCGACGGUGAUUUCGGUGAUUCCGACGAAGAAGUCGUCGAGCAUAAUGAUUCUAAAUCCCACAUACCCGUCAAUGAGACUGUUAACGAAGACGGGAAGACCGUAAAUGGUAAUAAUGAUUUAGAUGAUCCUGGGCCGGACAAACCUAAAAUGAAUGGUCGUAGGAUUAGCGAGAACCAAACUGAUGAUGACAAGGAAAUAGCGGAAGUGAGACGGGAUUCGCACAGCGAACAGAUUCCUUCUAUAGUUGGGAUACUUGGAAACCAGCAAAACCAUGCGGAACAGCGCUUGGCGGCGCGUCGAGCAGCGCGGGCGGAGGCGCGUGAGAUACGCAUGCGCGAGCUGGAGAGGCAGCAGCGCGAGCAGGAAGACCAUGCAGACAAGGCCUAUGAUAUGUAUGCAGAGACGGUGGGUCGUCGCGCGGGCGGGCGGCUCGCGGCGCUCAGCCCCGGCGGCGUGCACUCGCCGCGCCGCAGCUCCGAGGACUCGGUGGAUGACGGGUUCAGCGUCAAGGACCUGAGGCACGAGCUCAAAGAGGUGGAGGAGAAGUUCCGCAAAGCGAUGAUCCUGAACGCACAGCUGGAUAACGACAAGGCGGCACUCGGCUAUCAGCUGGAGUUGCUCAAGGACAGGAUAGAGGAGCUCCACGAGGAGUACGCACAACUGCAGCGCGAGCACCGCGAGAAGUGCUCGGUGCACGAGCGGCUGAAGCGCGAGCACGUGUCGCUGGAGCGCGAGGUGGAGGCGGCGCGCGGCGCGGUGCGGGCGCGCGACGCGGCGGCGCACGCGGCGGGCUUCGCGUUCGUGGACGGCAGGGCGGACGGCGCCGCGCCCGCCGACGACGCCGCGCCGCCGCUCGCGCUCGUGUCGCACCGCGCCGAGCAGCUGCUCAACGACGCCGGCGAGGGCACGCUCGACGUGCGAUUGCAAAAGCUGGUGAGCUCGAAGCAGGCGCUGGAGUCGGAGGUGCGCAAGCUGAAGCUGACGCUGAACGAGGAGCGCGCCGCGCGGCACAACGGCGUCUCCAACCACCACGACCACGAGUACGAGAGCGAGCUGGAGGCGCUGCGCAAGUCGGUGUCGGAGGCGAAGGCCCGCGCGGCGCGCGCCGAGGCGGAGGCCGCGCUGCAGGGCGCCGCCACCGCGCGCCUCGAGGCGCAGCUGCAGCGCCUGCGCGCGCGCCAGGACCACCAGGACGAGCACGAGGAGCUGCUCAAGCAGGAGCGCCGCCGGCUGCAGCGAGAGGCAAGAGAGGCCCUCAACCGAGUCGAGGAGUUGGAGACUGAGAACAGCCACCUGACGAAGCGGCUCGACAAGCUGAAGAACGCCAAGUCCGCGCUGCUCAAGGACCUGUGACCGAAUCCCUAGGGAGCGCUGAGCAUGUAUCCAGACAAGCGAGGAGUUGACACUUGUGGCUGUUGGUUUGAGAUGUUGAGCAUUUAAGGUUUAAAAAAAAAAGGAUUAAUUUUUUUAUUACAUAUCAGAAUGCAUUUUAAAAUGUAUGACUGAUAUUCUUGUGUUGCCAGUUAUGAAUUAACAUUAUUUUCUAAUGCAUUUUAUAAUAAUUUACUAUCCGUAAAAAAUAUUGAAAAUAAAAUAAGUUGAAUGUAUUUGAAAGGUCUCAAAUCAACGCCAACAAGUGUUAUUGUUAUGAAACACGAAAAGUACUGAAAUUAUUGAGUAUUGUCUACGAAUGAUUUUUGUAUUAAAUUUAUAAUAAAAAAUGUAAUCUACUGUAUUACUUGUAGACUAUGCGUCUGCGGAGACGAAGCGGAGACAUGGGGGAGCAUCCUCGCGCAUUGUAUUAAUAAAAUUCUUUAUCCUGUUCAAAUAAAAUCAUACGUAAAUGGUAAUACGUGAAUAUAAUGGUCUACUAUUAUGUAAAGAUUAGUAUUGUGCGGACAUGCUGGAGCAUCCCUCCGCUCGGUCCGGGUAAACGCUUGCGGAAUGUAAUCGCAUAAUUGGUAGUGUGUUUGUGUAAAGAUGCUUGUAAAACCACUGUUAUGUCGAUGUGUUGACGUCUCUGAGAGGUCGGAUUCGUUUAUAUAUUUUGUUGGAUGUUUUAUAAAGAUAUGUGAGAGCGAACUUUUAUGAUCGAUUCUGGUGAAAAUGAUGAACUUUGGCGCGUUUUUUUUUAAUAAUUUUCUUUGAAGAGCAUUUUAUUUCCCAUAACCCUUUCAUCGACGUUAAAGGGUGAUUAAAUCAUCAAAUGUGUAAAUAAUAAAGCAUGUUCUGAAUAGUUGAAAUUACAUUAAUUCUCGCACUAACUUGUGCGGGAAGUUUUAUUAUUUUGGCGCGCUUCGACGGCCAUUUUGUAAUAUAGUUUUAAUGUAGCAGUCAUAGAUGUAUGCUUUGUAACAUGGAGUAGAGUAUGGAUUCAAUGUUUUUCGCAAAAUAAUUUGCGUAGCGCGUGAAUACAAGCCUGGUCAAAAUAAAUACGAUUGAUUUCAAAUGCCGCUAUAUUGUAUGAAGAUUUUCAAUUUGGUCACUACAGCACUGUGCGAUAAUUGUUUCGCUCUUAGACCCAUACACAGGAGGAAAAAUAUAAGAGCAUCUGGAACGUUUCUUGACUCCAGUAGAUGGCGGUGUUGCAAACUAUCUGUAAAUUGUUAACUACCUUCGUUAUUGGAAUAUCGAUAUUUAUCCGGGCCGGCUUGUAACCCCGCGCUUCGUUAAAGCAACUCGUCGUUGCUUCACGGAAUAAUUUAUCGUAAGUAUGUAAAUCGCUUAACAAUGAUUUUUUCUUGUAUAAACUGUGUAUAAUUAUUUUUGUUUAAAUUCUAUCGAUUAAUUAAUAAAUAAAUAUUAUUUAUUUGUAUUAUGUUCGUAAUUUUCUGUAUAGUUUAGCUUGCCGUUUCGCUUCGUUACUAAUCAUUCGGGUGUGAUGAUUACUUGCCAUUGGUAUCACAAAUUUAGUUAGGCACACUACGCGGGAUUGCACUUGGCCGGUCUGAAAUUGGUCACGAAUAGCAUUACUAUUAUAAGUCAUAUAAGGACGAAAUUAAUAAUGAUAUUGAUCAAUAUCUCCAGAUCGAUUGCGGAACCACCAAUCGUAAACUUUGUUUGUUAUAUUUUUGGUAUUAUACUUAACUUCAUGCCGGCCAAGUUAAAUUGCGCGUAUCGUAUUGGAACUCGCGAAAUCUAUAAUAUUAAAUGAUUGCUCAAAAAAUGUGUAUAACCCACGUGUAUGUGAUAGUAUAUCGCUAAUGAUCGUCCAGUAGGGUAAGGACACGGUUUUUUGUGGGAUCUUGUAUUUUUUCUAGUUCGUGUUUUUUUUUUCAUUCGAUAGUUACCAUGCCUGAUUUUAUUGUAAGCGCACGAUUAAUACAAAUAAAUUUUUAACCAUGAAUUCCGACAUCAGUAAACUUGACUAGAAAUUCAAAAUAAUUUAAUAGAUCUUGCGGACGUCUGUAGGUAACUAGAACGCCAUGUAUUUAGCUUAUGUAUAAAAGACAAUUUUACAAGGUUUCAAAGUUAGUUAUGAUGGUAAAGGUACUUAAGAUGGAAUGGGGCGAUGUAAAAAGGUAUAGCGUUAAAAAAUUAGGAAAAAAUUAUUAAAGUGCUAUUAUGAAAACGACUCAUUGGGUUCAGAGGCGUACUCAAAAAUAAAUACGGGUGGGUACCCCACGCUUGAAAAACGUCAUGUUAAUAUCAAUUACAAGAAAUAUAAGCUCAUAUCCAUGACUAUCUUUAUAAAUAUAUUGCCUUGUGUACUGAGUACGCUUCUAACAAUAGUAUGAUAGUAAUAGGAAUGUUUUCCGGUAGAGACAUGACUGUACCUAACUUUGAAAUCGUACCGUGUUAGUCAAAUCCGCAGUGCCAUGGCGCACCAAAUUAGCAUACAAUACGUUAUGUGUAGUCGCGGUGAGGGCUGCGAUGUGUGUAAAUGUGUAUUAUAUAGAAUGCUAAUGAUGUCUAUUCGGAUAUUUACUUUCAAAGAGGCGGCUUGAGAACAUUCUAGUUUUGGUGCAGUUGGGUUUAAAAGAGAAAAGUUUGUGAUGAUAUUUAAAAUACGACAAGCUCAAAUGAUCUACUGCUCUAUUUGUCUAGUAAAAUGAAUAUAAAAUAACUACGGUUUAUUACCCCCUUACUUGUUCCUAAAGCCGUCUCUGUCAGUUAGUAUACUUCAUUAAAGUUAGAGAAUUCAAGAGUUUAUCCGUAACCUAAUCCUAAAUGUUGAUCUUCCGCAUUUAUUUGCCUUUAACAGAUACUAUAACCUCUAGACGUACAGUUAUAGACAAUUUUAAACAUAGACAAAUGUUCGUAGCUAGGUAAUGUUAACUGCAAUGGUUAGGAAUGCUUCCUGUGACGUAGGCGGCGCGCAUACUCGCUGAAUACUUGAAGCUAUUUUCUAUUGUCGCGUCACUAUCAAUCGAAUUAAAAUGUUUGGUACACGAUUCCGCAAAA